CUGAUCAUCAAAGGACUGUCACGCAUUGCAAAGGAAGAUUUGAAUGGCUGUUCGAUUUGGCAUGCCAUGUGAAGCUACUGGGUUUGGCCUGAUGCAUCGAAUGCUUGCUGGGCAUUGCUGUCCACAAGCGAUGUAAUGGUAAGAUGGACUUAAUACGCUGAGCGACAUAUCGAAUCACAUGCGAGGGUGCACUGGUGAACGUUCAUCGUGAACUACCUUUUCUCCUGAAUUAGUCAGGAUCGUCCUAUGUGCUUUGGGAGCUAGCCUAGAACCAAGCUCCGAGCCCACGAGGCUCACGGACCCUCUAGUAACAGCCUCGUUCAGUCAACGUGUUGCAUGCACCCUUCAAGUGAUCAAGUCCUUCCUGACCUGCUCAUUUGACUGUACCGUCUUCGUUUUCACCAGGUAGUUAUUCGAAAUCAACACCAAGAUCAUGGCACACCCUGUCCUAUGGAAAGGGACAACGUUCUUCUAUCCUAUUGGCAAUACAUCUGCAGUUUGCCUCACACAGGAUCUUUGCCCAUCUGAAAAAGCAGAUGUGCUGCUUCUUGGAUGCGGCGACCCGAGGCAUAUCCUUUACACCGUAUAUACAAACAGCACGGGCUUGCAAGCAUCACGAAAACUGGAUUUUACUUGCUGCGACAUUGAGAGUGCAGUCAUCGCUCGUAAUGUUAUCUUAUUCAGUCUCCUUGCCGAUGAAGACGCUGUGCAGAAAGUGCCGCAAAUUUGGAACAUCUUUUUCCACUUUUAUCUCGACAAAGCUUCCCAUGACCUGCUCAUAUUGCAGUGCAGGAAGUUGGUCGAGCUAUCCAGCGAUCUGGAUAGUUGGCACAAUGGUCCUUACGGACAUUUCCUUCGUAUGUGCACUAGAGAUACUCUCGCUGAGCUGCGGCGCCUUUGGCAGCUCUACGUCAAGACGACGACUUUCUCUCCUAGCAAGGCAAAAGGAUUUAAAUCCACAUAUGCUGCUGGUAUCAGGGCUUCCAAGGCGAAAUUCGGUCUCGUGUGUACAUCGAGCCGCGCAGCUGGCCCCCUGUCGAUGUAUGCGCUCAAGAUGGCGGGUGAUCACUACAACAUUUACUGGGAGACAGGCAUAUGCUCUGCCGUCCCUAAGAGACCUGCGGAGGUGUCACAUCCAAAUCCAACCUUAGCAUACUCCUUGGCUGGUGACAAAUUUGCAGUCCACUAUGGAACAGAUCCUCUCUCUUGCUUUCAUUUGGCUGAAGCGCUUGCGCCGGCUGUCGGAAACACUCACCAUCCAGAACAAGUUACUCUAACGGACGUGGUAAAUGUCUGCAAGACGCAGUUUUCCCGGUGGUGCACUUCAGUUUCCAAGGUCUUACGCAGCCAAGGUCCACCUUCAAGCCCGCUCAUCGUGCGUUGCUUUGUGGGCGACGCUCUGAGCUUGUGUCAAGCCUUUGGUUACUACAAUUCCACGAGAUCAGCAUCUACAUCGUUCCCUGUUGCUCCUUGGAAGCACGCGUGCAUCGCGUUUGAUCCUGACGCUUACGGAACUGGUACGCAGUCACCCGCGCCGACUAUGUUUAACAUCAUUGAUACUUCCAAUCUCCUUGAUCACAUCGGCAUGUUGAACAUCCUCACUGUUACUUCUCCUAUUCUUCAGCGAACUCCAUCUGCUACGUUGUACACGGAAGGUCUCUACGAUGGUAGUCCAAAAGACACGUUUCCACAGCAACUCUGUGGAGACAUUGCGACCAUUGGGCUACUCCUCGGCCUCGUUCCCGUAUCCUUCAUUUCGCAGUUCACGAACCGGUCAGGUAUGCAUGAGGACCUCAUGCAAAUCGUGAAAGAGCAUGCGACUCAGAACCACGAGCGCCUCGCUUGGAAGCUGCUCAGCGGGGCUGACAAAGAUGUGACUGAUCUUGACAGCCCCAUUGACAUCGCACCUGAGCAGCUUGCAGGCGCCCUCUUCAAUGUUUACCUCGACAUGUUUUAUUAUCAGAACAUGGCACGAAGUAUGACCAUGAUGAAGCGGACUUCGUCGUCAGUCAUAUUCUCUGACAUACAUUACCAUCGUCGUUCGUUCGCGGAGAUUUUGGGUGUCGUCCAAAGGAGGGUGAUCACAGACCCGUGGGCCCCGACCAUGAGCAUGCUUCAUGACAAGAUUUCGGGUGACAGGACCCUUGGGAUGGGGAGAAACUUUUAUCUAGAUCUCUGCUGCCAGCUGCACAUUCUCGGCCUUUUCACCGCGGAUUUUCUAUCUCUACCGAAGGUACAGGAGGUGCAUCGCCUUUCGAGGUCUAUUGUCCUUCAAAAUUGGAAAACGCUUCCGCAAACUGUCUGUGUUGUCCUCAUCGUGCCUCGGGAUCGCCUCGAACCACUCUUACCUGCUCUCGACCAGGCUGGAAGAGUUGUGUUGCAGUGUGAAGUGAAGGGGGCAGCAACCUUGCAAACAUUCUCUUGCAUCAACACCGUUUUUGGAACCAUCAAGAUCAGUGGCAAGGGCGAUGUCAAAACUGCAGCAAUUGAGGAAGACGCCACUGGACGAUAUGGAACUUCCCCUCUCGUGGUGUGGUUCUGGGUGCCUUCCGCUGUGCUGAUGAAUGGGUCUCAUCACACGGUCACAUUGUCUGUUCUCUCCAACCCAGCAACUUGCUUCUCACUCGUCAGGACUCGGAAGCUGGGACCUGACCUUGCCUUAUUCAGUGCGGACAUGGGAGAUGAACAAUUCAUGCACAUCCUGCGACAGCGUCCUGAUGCUGCCCCAGAGAGUCUUGAAAAGAAUGUGCAGAUUGGCGGUCGUCUCAUGAAGACGUCUGGCGCAUGCACAUUUGUCACGUUGGACAAAGAAUGCAAGAAACCUCUGACAUUCACCACUCGUGUGGAUAUCGUUGAACCAGAAAUGAAAGCUUCUCUGGCCAGUGGCGCUUCGCCUACUGUGAACCAAGUUUCUAUGCAUUCAAUCGCCAUCGUUCUUGGAGACAAGUCCUUGCAAUUGCCUUUCCCACUUCCCGUCGAUGCCAAGAAUGUCAAGCUUCGCAUUGCACGAAAGUCAUUGUAUAUUGAAGUCAUCUUGCCCCUGAAACUUGCUCUUGGAGGGACCGAUCUAAUGGACAUGUUCCCUGUCAUUCCGCAAGGAGGCGAUCUCGCUCUCUGGAGCGUGCACCGCGUCAACCUCGACCAAUGUGUGCCUUUCAGCAUUGCCAACAAAAAAGCUCUCAGUUGGAUCGACCUUCAAAUUGUCCUCAUGUUUUCUGAGCGUGAAACACGCAUUCCCAGGGGUUUGACGACAGGGUCCACUUUACUGGAUGUCAAACGUAAACUUCAAUUAAUCUUUCGGUACGCAAGCGGUAUCGCGGAUGGCAAACCCCCUCUAUGCUACGGCUUGCUGGAAGAACAUGCACUGCUUGUUAUAAUCUACAUAACGGAUCUCCGCUUGGACCUCGGCUCGCAUGCCAUGGUCGCUGAUGCCUGGGUGAUGCCGUCUUCUGCCUCGUCUAAGCAGGCCGAGGCUUUCAGGAAGGUUUCUAGAGAUGUUUUGUCUAGUAGCAAUAUGAAGCAGUUCGUGAUAGGUGUUGAAGAGAGGAAGGCAUGGAUGCACCUCCUCGUGGCCGCAACGGAGCGGUGCCGUACCUGGGAGCACAAGACCAACUGCGAGUAUCGCGUCCAAGGAGCUAUCCCUCUCACUUUUGAGCCAGAUGAGAGUCCUAUUUGCUCUUGCGGCGCAGGGGUGGGAGCAGAGGCGUUUGUGAAGAAAUAUCCAACACUUCACCCGCUUGGGCCGCAUGUAACGAGGGCAGCGAUCAGUCCGGUGUUCGCGCUGUCCUACAUGGAAAGGGUCGGUAAUCUGGAAGAUACCACUGCUACGGAGACCCCAUCAACGCCUGCGUCAGCAGCAGCGGUGCGUCAUAUGUGCGCCGCUUGUGGAAAGGAAGGGGGUGGUCCUGGAUUGUUGAUUUGCAGCCGGUGCAAGGUUGUGCGGUAUUGCUCACAGGGUUGUCAACGCGAGGACUGGAAGGCGCACAAGAAGAGUUGUGUAGCACCAUCUUCCUAGAUCGUUCAUCACGAGUAGAUAUGAUGUCAAUUGUUUUAUUCUGAAUUCAUGGACGAUUGAUGUGUUGCUGCUAUGAUAGUCUUGUUAGGCCAUCGCGUCAUGCCAGUGUAGG
Suillus subalutaceus is the source of this 4127-nucleotide messenger RNA. RefSeq lists its product as uncharacterized. Gene Ontology annotation, molecular function: DNA-binding transcription factor activity, RNA polymerase II-specific. The coding region runs from base 434 to 4015 and encodes 1193 amino acids. Gene Ontology annotation, cellular component: nucleus. NCBI's taxonomy places the organism in Eukaryota, Fungi, Basidiomycota, Agaricomycetes, Boletales, Suillaceae. The transcript has 4 exons. Gene Ontology annotation, biological process: regulation of transcription by RNA polymerase II. The record is from RefSeq and is a predicted model, not a curated record.